Pocillopora meandrina is the source of this 5108-nucleotide messenger RNA. The record is from the annotation of a GenBank genome assembly. NCBI's taxonomy places the organism in Eukaryota, Metazoa, Cnidaria, Anthozoa, Scleractinia, Pocilloporidae.
AUGUUUAGAGGAGUCAAAUUUCUGAGACUCGACCAGCUACAGUGCAGGCUCACGGACAAAAUCAUGGCGGUGAUUAUUAAAGCGAAAAUCACAGCAUUAAUCAUUGUAGAAAUAAUUUCAUUUUUUCCUUUGCAUUCAGCCAAGUCUCCAGUAAUACCUCCAGUAAAGAAUAUUACAAGUGAUAACUGGCACCACAUUCUAGAAGGGGAAUGGAUGGUUAAAUUGUAAGUAAAGAAGAUCGGAGUGAUAAAUUAUUUGUUAUGGUCUGAUGUUGGGUGUUGUUAAUUAUGCUGUCUGCAGCUUUCUGACGCUCUGUGUCCUUCCCAGUCAUCAGACAACCUUGACACGGCCGAUCAUUAAGGUGCUUUUCUUUGCAAAGUUAACGUAAAAUUAAUUUUUACGCUUCACAGGCACUAAGGCAGGCUUCAAAUUAUACCAGGACCGGAUCAACGUUAGCUGGAUCGUUGACAUUCAUCGUAUUUUUAAGAAUAUUGUUUUAAUCACUUACCCAGGAACGUUACAUUUGCCAUUCUAGAUUAAUGGUUUUUACAAAUAAUAAAUCCGAAUUUAUUUAGUUCAAGCUUUGUAUGUGAUCUUAAUCUCUGAGUUUCAAAAUCAGACCAGAUUUCAUCACGUUUUUCCUAACAAAGUAUCAACGCAUACAUUACAAGUGCUCAAGCUCAAAUACACCUUUUUACCUCCUGUGGAGAGAAUAACAAUCAAACACUCCUCCUGGAAUGUUCAGUUAAGUCAACUGGUAUGCACCAUGCACUACCAAAUCAUGCAAAGUCCAAAAACGUAUGAAUAAAAGUUUACUUACUUCUGAUAAGCUUAUUGAUCAGGAUAAUUUAAUCUGGAUUAAUUUUUUGGAGCUUUCUCUUCUUUUCGUCAUUUUUUUUUCCAUGAGUUAUUAAACAAACAAAAUUUUUCGUCCCAGUCAUAUUUUUGUAAGAAAGCAGACCAACGUAAAUGACUUACCUAACAAUGUUUUUUGAGAUUGAAAGUCAUCUAAGGCCUGCCAGGACCACAACACUUUGCUUUACUAUUUGCAAAUGUUGCAAUUCAUGCACUUUAUUUGCACUGUAAACUGAAUCGAAAUCCCUCGCCCAAAAAUUUUCUUAUAGACAGUAUGUGUUUCUUUUUGUUUAUUUUUUUGGUGUUCCUUUACAAUAGUUUUGCCCCGUGGUGUCCUGCCUGUCAGCAAGUAGGUCCUGUGUGGUCCAAAUUAGCUUUGAAAGCUGAUGAACUUGGGAUAAAUGUUGGAGAAGUGGAUACAACCAUAGAACCUGGUAAGGUUACUGUAUGCUCUUCUGUUUUUUUCACCUUCUAUCAAAAUAAAGUGGACUACUCUCAACAAUUUUUAGCAGCUGUUUUUAAAACAAAUGAAAUAGUCAACCUUUAGUGCUUUGCAUCAGUUGCUCCAUGUUUUGAAAUACACUCAGGAAAUCUGGAGAACUCCUAAGAAGCUGAUUGCUCCUAAUAGUGCCAAGCAACAUUGUUUUAAAGUGAUUGUGUAAGUUCUAACAGGUAUAUUGUGUCAUUUAUGAGGCCAACAAAGUGAAGGCCAAUAUUUUUGCUAAGUUUCUAUUGCAUUGUUUUAAAGCCACAAUUUACUGCAGUGGAAAUCUUAAAAAUGCAAAUCAUUAAACUUCUCUUUUAGCACUUAGUGGAAGAUUCAUGGUUUUAUCAUUACCAACUAUUUACCAGUAAGUAUGAAAACUGCAUUUAAUACACUCUGAUAGAUUAAAUUUUUAAAAGACUAAUUGUUUACUUCUUGUCUUGUAAGGGUUAAUACUGAUUAAUAUUUAUCUCUUGUAAUCACUCCUCUUUUGAUGCCAAGUGUGGACUACUAGUGGCCUGUUUUCUCUUGAUCUGAAGCAUGAGUUCUAAUUGAGACAAGAUUGUGACCAAAAUGGAUGUGUUGUGCCCAAGAAGAAAAAAGGGCUGAUCCCUUUUCUCUGAAUAUAAAGGAAGUCUGCCGUAAGAUGUCUUCAUUGGAUAUAUGAAUAAAAGGGUUUGUGUUUCUGCAUUGGUGGGGGAGUAUAACAAGAUGAUUUUGGUUUUAUCAAGUGCGUUAGUAAUGUAAAUCAGCCACUGUAAAGAGUUUUAAGGCUGACAUUUCAAGUGUUAGCCUCUCAUCAAAGUGUAUGGAGGAAUUAUGAGUAGUGUGUGUUUAUAUAUAUGCAGAGGAUGGAUUCUGUUUUUGAUGAGAUUAUGGUGACAAGAAAACAAAAAUAAAUUAGGUGAACGAAAAGAGCUUGUUGAUGCCGUGGGGUCUAAAAGUGUGGAUUUGAAAGAUAAAUUUUUGUUAUAGGGUUUUGCAGCUUUCCAAACUGCCUAGAUGUAAAGAAAGGCUGCACACUGCCAUGUGCUGUCUAGAAUGUGUAGGGAGAUUUAAGUGUCUAGCAACUGGUUAGGACACAUCCUUGUCAUUCCUUUCUACCCUUUGAAGAUGUUCUUGGAUUCAAUCACCAAGUUGUGUAUACCUUUUGGCAAUAAGUUCAAGUUAUGCAAUUGGUGAUAUUGGUGGAGGUGCACAUGAAGUGAUCUGGAUGGAUCUUUCAGGUCUUGACAUUUUCUCUACAUUAUUAAUUAAAGGACAAGUGUUGCAUAGAGCACAGUUAUAUUUGAAAGUUCUCGAUUAGUCAAUAGUUUAAUGCACUUCUGACCAAAAAGUUGCCUAUGUUUUUGUUGCAUCUGAAUGAAAUUAGUGGAGGUUGCAAAAAGAUAGUACCAGUCUCUUAGCUAUUUUGUAGUGAUAUAAGGUUUUUAAGAAUGAUGGGAGGUAACUGGGUGGCUGUGAGGAUUAAAUGUUAAAGUGAAUGGAAUGCCAUUGGUAUUUUCCUUCUGUGAUGUUGGUAGUGAUGACUGUUAAUGAAUUUGCUGGGUGUGGUGGUGGCCCACUUGAACAAAACAUCUGAUGAAGGACUAACAGUUGAAAUGUCAGUUACAGUGGCCAAUUUACAUUACUGUUAUCAACUCAGUUGACUGAACCAAAAAUCAUCUUACAUCAGAUAUAGUUACAGUAGUAUAAAUCUAAAUUAUUGUCAUUGAUCUCCAGUGUGAAGAAUGGUGAGUUUCGCUUGUUCAAAGGAUCAAGGUCAUUGAAGGGAUUUAUGGCUUUUAUAAAGGAUCAGAAAUGGAGGGACAUUGAACCUUUACCUUGGUGGAAAUCUCCAGGUUCAUAUCUGUAUGUACAUCUGAAUUUGUUAAUAAUAUUUAAUCUCCUGGGCCAGGGUUAUUCAAAGCUGGAUUAAGAUAACCCAGGUUUAAUGUGAAAUCUGACUUGAAAUCUGACUUAAAAUCUGAAAGCUUUAAAGGAAAUUUCACUGUAUUUUUUUUGUACAAUUUGAUGAUUGGAUGCUCUAAAAAGAACAGAGAGAAAUUUUCCAAAGGGGAAUUUGAACAAAGGAAUAAAGAAACUUAGUUUAAAAUUUUAUCCUGGGUUAGUGCUAAUUGGCCUUCAAACAACUGGGCCCUGAUGGAGCAGUUUCCUGAUUAUUUGUAUGAACAAACUGGAUUCUUAUUAUUUGUGUUGAUUUUGCAUUAUGGGUGGAUGUCCUUUUUACUUCAUUGGAGCUCAUUGCUAGGUUACUAGGUAAUCUGCCAUGCAAGUAGAGUCGUACAGCACCAGGAUUUGCCACUCAAUUAUGUAGUGUCCAGAGGUGGCUCCCAGGUGUCUAACAAACUGAACAUUUAAUUUACUUGAAGUAGUGUUCAAACUAGCCUUGUAAAUGACUUAAUUAUCCAGUUCAUUUGUGAGCAAACCAUCAAUUAUCAAUUCAAAAAAUGAAUAUUCUUUCCUCAGGAUGGGAUUUCUUGGACUGAUGUUUAAGUUGUCUGUGCUACUGCAGGUAUCUGUAUGACCAAAUUAAAGAACAUCAUGUUUUUUACCAAAUGUAUUUAUGAGGCAAGUGUAUUGUGUGGCUCACUAACUGUGUGAAUCUCCCAGGAGAAAUACAAGGGAUUUUAUUUAGGAGGGGGAAAAGGAUUCAUUUUUAAGAGUGAGACCAUUGCCUUUAUGGCUGUGAUACUAAUUUUUCAAAUGAUUGCUGGUCGAAUUGAGUAAUUAAAUUUAAUUUUUUCAAACUCAAAUUCCAUUCAAAUGUACAACAUGCAUGUAGUCAUAGUAUUAGGAGAUGUUAUUUACAGCAACCAAUUAAACCACAAGCAAGAAUUGUACUUUCCUUACAGAACCUACAUGAGCUUCUGACAGUGACAUAUGGUGUGCCAGUGUGGGGCUCAUACACUAUAUUUGGUGUGGUGGUUGUAGCCACAGGACUUCUUCUUGGAAUGGUGGGUGAUAAUUUCUACAAAAAUAGUCCUAGUUCAAGCUUAAUACAGGCUGACCACUUAAUACAGGCUAAUGGCUUUAUACAGGUUGACCAGCAGAUGGCUUGCAUGAUGUUCUUGCAUAAAAUCUGUGCUUGUUGUCCAAAGGAGAAAGAUAUCUGAAAUGUGUGAGGAAAUUUGAACUUAAACUACCAUCAUUGAUUUUGGGAGACUACAGAUAAACAUGGAAUCCAUUUUAUGAAACAGAUUAUCCUUAGUUUUAUUUGAGUGGUUCUGUUUAAGUGGAAAUCCAACACAGGUGGAAGACAACAAACACAGGUCAUUGUGACUCAGUCAAAGGUGAUCAUGGCUGUUAAAUAGAGGUGAAAAUUACAGUAAUGAAGAGGAAAAAAUUUCAAGACUUUGACAGCUGACUGCUUAAUACAAGUUCAACUGUGUUUUGGUACUGAAUAGUGUAAUAUAAUUAUGCAACAAACAUCUAUAAGUAAUAAUUCUAAGAGUGGAAAAGUAUCGUAAGAUUUCCAUUGUGAGAUCUUUUUUCUGAUACCAGGCAUAAACUUACCACUGAAAGUUUCAUCUGGCAAACCAAGAGACUGAGGAAGCAUUUGUCUUCUUUCUGUUGUGAACAGGGUAUAGUAUUUUUGUCAGACUGUAUUUUGGGGGCUCCCUCUUAUCCAGUCCCAGUACAACCAAUGAGGAAAGUGAUCAAAGAAGAGCCAGAGGAAGAGGAUGAUGGUGAUGGAGGAGAUGGAAAGGAAGUAAUAAAGGAAAAUGAAGGAAAUAAAACAGACCAAACUGAAGUGAGGAAGAGAGUA